This is a messenger RNA of Mesitornis unicolor (brown roatelo), 621 nucleotides long. Its product is annotated as ankyrin repeat domain-containing protein SOWAHA-like. Gene Ontology annotation, molecular function: protein binding. NCBI's taxonomy places the organism in Eukaryota, Metazoa, Chordata, Aves, Mesitornithiformes, Mesitornithidae. The annotation marks the transcript as partial. The transcript has a single exon. The record is from RefSeq and is a predicted model, not a curated record.
GCUCGAAGAGACUUCAUCUCGGGCUUCACCGCCCUGCACUGGGCCGCCAAGAAUGGCAACUGCGACAUGGUGACAAACAUCAUCAGAGCGGCCGAGAAAGGGGGGACCCGCAUCAACGUGGACGCCAGGUCGCACGGCGGCUACACGGCGCUCCACCUGGCCGCCAUACAUGGCCAGGAGAAGAUCAUCACCAUGCUGGUCUACAGCUACCACGCCAAGAUCGACCUGCGGGACUACAGCGGGAAGAAGCCGCACCAGUACUUAAAGGAAGGGACCUCCUCUGCGGUCAGGCGCUUGCUGGGGGACCCCAGCCUUUCCCACAACACAGAGCCCUCUGUGCCCAUCAAGAAGAGCACAAAGCUUGCAGCUUCUAUCUUGAGCUCCACCAGCACUUUCCUGGGGGUCAUAUCCGAUGACAUGGCUUUCUGCGACCUCACCAAAGGUUUAAGGAAGCCUUCGUCAUUAAACAAGCUCCUGGCUGCCACCACUGGCCCGAGGAGGAAGCCAAAGACCAGAGGGGGCUUCCCUUCAUACUCCUCCCUCUCCGAGGUAAUGGAGGAGGAGGAAGAGGAGGUUGUAGUGAAGCGCAGGCCCGUUUCUGAGCUGUUCUUUGGCCACUAG